AAAGGCGGAACUGACAGAUACAUCUAGUGUAUCCAUAUUUGAAACGGAAAUGUCAUUGAGGAAAACUCUGCCCCUGUAUGAAUAUAUAGUAUGAAACAUGUUUCACCAAAACAACCAAGCUUUGUUACCGGAAGUAUUAACCGCGUCCUGUUGACGAAAAUGUUAGGUGAAUUACACCACGGGAACCAGUACGAAAAGACAGACAUCGACAGUAAACACGUUCAACGUCUCUCGAAGAUUACUGUUACUCAACGAAAUGAAAUACGGAGUAUAUGUCCAGUCGACGACAGUCACGCGUGGUUAUCAAUAGACCAAUACCAUGGUCUGGUACUGAUCAACAGGGAGGGUGUGGUCAUAGAGACAGUAAAACUGGACUUUUGUCUGUACAGAAUAGCCAUGGUCGGGACAACAGACAUACUUAUGAGCUGUUCUGAUGAUAGUACAUUUGUAUAUAAACUAUCACUACACAACACACAAGUGACAACAUUUGCUGACAUCAAGCCACAUGAACCACAUGACAUCAGUAUCAACGAGAGGGACGAGGUGUUUGUUAGUACAAACACACCAGACAUAGUGGUACUGAAUCAGUCAGGUACGAUUGUGAGGAAGGUGACGUGUGGAAUGAAUGGGCGGUUUAUUACAUGUUUGUCGUCAGGAGACAUUGCAGUGUCGGACUAUACAAAUGUAUCAAUCAUAACAGACAGAUCUGGUACAACCAAAUAUAAAUGGACUGGUGAACUCAACAAUGGUCAUAAUGUCGGUAGUAGGUCACUCCAUAAUAUAUCACGUGACAAGUACAACAGACUGUUAGUGCUAGACUACAAAAACGAUCAGGUGUAUGUCCUACCGAGAGAUAGUACACAGGCCACGUGUCUCCUGGACGAGAAACAUGGAGUGGUCAGUCCUACAGCAGUGGGUGUGGACAAGUGUGGGAACGUGUGGAUCGGGUGUUUGAACGGUACCGUACACGUGAUGAGACUGUAACAGGAGGAAAGAGUACAUGAUGAACACUUGACCUCGUGGUACAAUACUACAUUAUGUAAAUAUCAUCACAAACAAUUCAUCAAUGUCUGAUAAAUACCCUCAAAUAUCGAUUAUUUUUGUAGAGACAUUCGAACAAUUGAUCAAUUGGUGUUAAUGACAUUUGUGGGAAAAAACACAUUUCAAAGUAAUAAGGUUUUUGAACCGACAAUGUCUGAUUAUUGAACUGAUCAUUUUUGCACAACGUAAUUAAUCAUAUGCACACAUGAAGAGAUAGUUAAAGAGAAGGGGAAGAGAGAAAGAAUCAGUCAGAAAAUAGUAUUGUUUGUUAUUUAUUUGAGGGUAGCAAUUAGUUAAAUUCCAUUAUUACCACUGUUACUGAUGUAAAUAUUUGUUUUUUUUACUACGUUAAUACUUCCAUCCAAGAAAUGAGCACCGAUAUUCCUAUAAGCUAUAAAAUAAAAGAUUCCUACGUAGACAGGGAUGUAACUCGAAGCUAUAAAAUAAGAGAUUCUUACGUAGACAGGGAAGUAACUCGAAGCGAUAAAAUAAGAGAUUCCUACGUAGGGAAGUAACUCGAAGCUAUAAAAUAAGAGAUUCCUACACAGGGAAGUAACUCGAAGCUAUAACAUAGGAGAUUCCUUCGUAAACAGGGAAGUAAUUCGAAGCUAUAAAAUCCAUCUGCUUGCUUCAUCUGCACUACAUACAAAAGUAAGUUCGUAUAUCAGAGUUCAUUUUGCCUAAUUUUAUUUUUAUUUUAUUUAUCUUAUUUUCCUUUCCUGUCCUAAAUAAAUAUAAAUUUCUUUUCGAGAAUGUCGUCGUGAUAUUUGUAAAAUCCACUAAAUAUCUCAAAUGUGUAUUGAUGCGCCAUCUACUAUUCUAAGCUGCUUCAAUAUUUGAUGGAAGGGGGGAGGGGGGCAAUGAUGUGGGGCAUCAAAAAUUCUCUUAGUUGAAGUGAAUUUCAAAACAAAUAAUAUUGUCUUUUGUUCCAUUUUAGUGUCAUAGAACGCACGAUUGUUCUACGAUUUGCCUGCGAUUCCAACAUUUUUCAGUCGCAGCUAGAUCGUAUCCUGGUCGCAGGCCCGGUGUGACUGAUUAUCCAUCUAAAGCGAUUAUUUAAUAAGCGAAAUUUUCAUGAACUGAAACAAAUGAGGAAAGAACUCAUGACCAACAUUCCUGUUAGUUUACUGACGGAUUAGACAGACAAGAAACUACACGAAAAACUAGAAAUUAAGUCAUGAGUAUUUAAUUUCCCGCUUUUUUGUCAAUAUUUGUAAUAGAAUUGUUUACGCCUUUGGUAUGUGGACGUCAUAUGUAAACUAUCUAUCGUCUCGGAAAGCAAACCAAUAAUAACUAGCCAACGAAAUUAAAAGCGUGAGCACGAGCUUUCCAGUUUAAAUGUCGAAACAUCAUAAACAUUGUCUUUUGGGAGGCCCCCUCGAUACUCUUGGAGUUUCGCUCACUUACGAUCUCUGCAGCCGUGGAAUAUGUCAUAGUGGAAUUUAAAGCACGAAGGUAGCUGUUGGAUUUGUCUCAAUUUUCCCGUUACGUUGCCGCAUGACUAUUUUGAUGUAUAUCAAAGGCUCAGACUAAUAUAUUUAAAAAAAAAAAAAAAAAAAAAAAAAAAAACAUUUUUUGACUUAAAUGGUGUUCUAUCCUUUCUACAUAUAAAUGAAGAAUAGGAGAAGAGAUUUUGAGGUUACUUUAACUUGUGUCCAGCCUUUGUUGUAUAAUUUGUAACAGUUAAAUUUGUUAAAAUCAAGUCGAUGCUUUCCAAGCGAAAUGAAUCUUAUUAUUGAUGUAUUCAUAAAAAUAGUUCUUGUGUAAUUAAGACUCCCAUGAAAAAAAUAACGAAUCUGUGUAUAUAAUUACAAGGCGAAGGCCAUGUUCAUGUAGAUAUCUUUAAUACCAUCAAACAAAGCCGUACUAAAUAACAAAUAAAUGAGAUCUUUCACAAAACAGACAUUACAGACAAGCGGACUGACUUGAUGGACAUAAUGGAAGAAAAUGACAUUGCAUUUUAGUUAGUGUUGUCGAUGCUUAGCUGAUAAAACGGUUACUUUGUCGGUAGACCACGAACUUGGUAACAUUUUCAAUAGCAGAAUGUUCGGGCAUUUAUUUACCCCUUUAGGGAGCCUCAUGUUUCUCCGGCUUACGCCAACAAAAUAUCUUUAGCUGCUACCAAAAUUGGAUAGUUUUGUAAUAAAAAAAGGUGU
Messenger RNA from Mizuhopecten yessoensis (Yesso scallop), 3197 nucleotides. RefSeq lists its product as uncharacterized. NCBI's taxonomy places the organism in Eukaryota, Metazoa, Mollusca, Bivalvia, Pectinida, Pectinidae. The coding region runs from base 91 to 984 and encodes 297 amino acids. The record is from RefSeq and is a predicted model, not a curated record. The transcript has a single exon.